AUGAAGUUGCGGAGAGCAGCCAGAUUACUGCUCGACCUUGACGACCCUUUGGAGGUCGAUAGUGACGAUAGCGAAUGCAGCCGUUAUGAUUACCUAUCAGAUGUCCUAGAGGAGAAUGAGGAAUUCGAUAAAGGGAACGAAGCCGAGCAGUUGGAGGCGGACGAUGGGGACGACAACAUCGCCGCGAACACUGACGAGGUCACUAAACCUGAAGAAGGUGCAGCCGAGGCAACCAGCACCGGGACGCAAUACACCGUCGAUAUCUUACUGAAUCGACACACGUCGGGUGAGCUGGCGCAGCACAGCGACGAGGAAGAGCCAAAGAGAGAUGCUACUGUUGCUGCUACGGCUGGAUGUGGCGGCGACGAGGAGGAGGAGCCGGACAUGGAGGAGGAGGAGGAGGAGGAAGUUGUUGCAGCCUUUAACCCGUUCGCGCUCCUGGACAGUGAAGUCAGUUGCAGCACCAGCAGCAGCGAGGACGGGGAAUACGAUCAGGACGCGGAGGAGGAGGGGAGGGUGGAGGAGGAGGAAACAAGCAAAGCUGCUACAGUUGACGCCUCCAGGCGCAUGGCCGCCUUUGCCUCAUCCUCGUCACGGAGCAGCGACGCAUCACGGUAUGGAUCCAGUGUACUGAAGAGGGACAAGGAGGCGGUGGCGGCGGCGGCGGCGGCACACAAAGACGAAAAUGAGGGACCCGUUGCCGGAGACGCACAGCGGCAGCAGCAACAACCAUCGCGCCGGCGCCGAAAGCAGAGGAGGAAUCCUCAGCGGCGGCAGCGUGGCGCCGCUGCUGCAGCUGCCGCCGUCGUCGCCACCGGCGACUUCGCUGCUGCCCCCACCUCAGUGCACAUUGAAGAGGGGAUUCGGGGGGGAGUCGAGGAGGGGUGUGAAGAUGGAGAGUGCCACGUAGGCGGGCCUACUGAAGAUGCCGUACGGGGCCCCCCAGCAUCUACUUCUCACAGCACCCGCCGCUGUGGCGAUGAUGCUGUCCCGGCCACCGGAGUGGUGGCGGAGUGCUGGCUGUGCUACGGCCAGGGCCGAGUGGCGGAGAUACAUCCACCGGAGCUGUUUUCGGAGGUGGAUGGACAGCAGUUGGGCGUUGGCAUGCCCGAAUUGCCGGACAUUGUACGACAGCCCUUCCCGCCGGAGGCCAUGGUGUUCAUCCGCCUGCGCGUCGGUUUGGAGAUGUCCGUGGGGUGUGGCGGCAUGACGAUAGGAGAGCUGCUGAUGCGGAUUCGUUCGAUGAUGGAGGAGAUGGCCGCUAUCUACGGAGACAGCGGUCUGGGUUUAGCGGGGUGGGGCGGCAGCGGGAACGCGUUGUCAAGCUUCAACGUGACGAACGUGACCUUCGAUUUCAGUCCGAAUUGGGGUUUUGAUUAUGGAUUACAAUCCGAGAGCGGCAACAUUGAUUGGCAAGGGCGCGGGGCUCAUCCUCGGCCAGAUAUGUAUCUGAAUUCUGAAGGGUUGGAGAUUUGGCAGGAGGAUGAAGAUCUGGAAGCCCAGGAGCCCCGCGAGCGCACCUCUUCGGACAACCCCCGCGGAGCCGGCCCCACCGGCCACAACAACGCCCGCUAUCGUACUGCGCCGUCAGAGUGGUACGACGAUAGCGACGCGGAGUACAGCAGCGAAGAUGAUGAAAUGGACGCACCAGGCGAGUGGGUUCGCUUGCUGGACCACCUGGCUGGCAUAGAGGCCUUUAUGCCUCUGGUAUGCCGGGCUUGCCGCCGCAUCCGUUUUUUGACUUGGGUUUGCAUUACGUCGGCGAGCUACGUGCGGCUGCGGCGGCUGAUCGUGCUGCGACUCGCGCGGAGCAACAGCGACGGCGGGCGGAGCUGCAGCAGCAGCAGCGCAAUGCGCAGCGAGGAGGCGGUAGUCGAGCUGGGCACCGAGGCCGGGGGGGACAGCGCGGUGGUGGCGGCGGCAGCGGCCGCCGCCGCUGACGCAGUGAUGGUGGCGGCGGCAGCGGCCGCUGCCGCAGUCUGUCGCGCCCAUGUGUGCUGUGGACAUGCCAGUGAGGGCACUUGA
This is a messenger RNA of Volvox carteri f. nagariensis, 2025 nucleotides long. RefSeq lists its product as uncharacterized. The record is from RefSeq and is a predicted model, not a curated record. The transcript has 9 exons. Lineage: Eukaryota; Viridiplantae; Chlorophyta; Chlorophyceae; Chlamydomonadales; Volvocaceae. Bases 1 to 2025 code for a protein of 674 amino acids.